Molecule: messenger RNA, 1200 nt
Organism: Apiotrichum porosum
Lineage: Eukaryota; Fungi; Basidiomycota; Tremellomycetes; Trichosporonales; Trichosporonaceae
Gene: SNF4
Product: AMP-activated serine/threonine-protein kinase regulatory subunit
Exons: 5
Coding region: 1-1200 (399 amino acids)
Source: RefSeq, a predicted model, not a curated record
AUGUCCGUUCCCCCAUCCACCGCGCAACCCGCCACCGGAGGGGACGCACCGGCCCGCAUGCCCUCCGUCUCGCGGUCUGGCCGUCGGUCGUCCCAGUCCGCGUCUGGCGGUAUCGUUCGCCGUCCCUCGCGUGCAGCCCACCCUCCAGUGGCUCCCCUCAAACCUCUUACCCAUCAGGAAGCACUGGAAGCGUUGCGGGCGUUCCUCAAGGAGCGUUCGUCAUACGACGUCUUCCCAGUCAGCUUCCGACUCAUUGUCCUCGACAGUCACCUCAAGGUGAAGAAGGCUCUGGACGUGAUGCUUCUCUACGGUGUGGUAUCUGCUCCUCUGUGGAACACGGCCCAAGCGACCUUUGCAGGCAUGUUCACUGUGCAAGACGUCAUCCACCUCAUUCAAUACUACUACCACACGUCCAGUUGGGAAGGCGCGGCCGCCGAUGUGGAGCAGUUCCGUCUACAGAGCUUGAGAGACAUUGAGCGCGAGCUGCACGUCCCUCCACCCCCUCUACUCUCCAUCCACCCUCUCCGGCCCCUCUUUGACGCCUGCAAAUGCCUGAUCCAGACCCACGCCCGACGUCUCCCCUUGAUUGACAAGGACACCCAGACCGAUAGCGAGGUUGUGAUCAGUGUCUUGACCCAGUACCGAGUGCUAAAGUUCAUUGCCAUGAACUGUCGUGACAUUACCCAAUACCUGACCAAGGGUGUCCAAGAGCUCGGUGUCGGCACGUACGUCAAGUCUCCCACGGCUGAGCAACCUUUUGGCCCUAUUGCAACCGCCACUCUGCAGACGACCGUCUUCGACGUCGUCCACAUGUUCUCAGAGCUCGGAAUCAGUGCGGUUCCGAUCGUCGACAAUGAGGGCAAGGUGGUCAACCUGUACGAGACCGUGGACGUCAUUACCCUUGUCAGACUUGGCGCGUACCAGUCUCUCGACUUUACCAUUGCUCAGGCGCUCAAGCAGCGUUCGGUUGACUUCCCGGGUGUAGUGACCUGUCAUCCCAAGGACUCUCUUGGCGCCAUCUUCUCCCUCAUCAAGAUCCGUCGUGUGCACCGUCUGGUUGUCGUGGCGGGCGCCGACGACCCGCAGCCAGGCCGUCUUGUUGGUGUGAUCAGCCUCAGCGAUAUUAUGCGGCAUCUCAUUAAUGAAGGCGUGAAGCUGCCGCCCGAUGAUGUCGCCGAGGAGUCUGCCAUUGAGGAAUAA